UGGGCCUCGUACCCAGGGCUCGGGCCUUUGAGGUUACUUUCGAUUUGUUGAAGUCGGUAUUUAAAUUCCCGAAAUUUAAAUUAGGGAUACUUGUCACAUCAAUAUUAUUAUAUGACUGUGAGUGCAGAAAAUGUUCCGGCAUUAUUUACAAGUAACAUUGAAACGUCUACGAUUUCAGUAAACUAACCUAAAUUGAAACGUAAACCUACAACGGACUGAAAAAUCGUGGGCUUUACUGGAGGAACCGGAGAUAAGUUACGGCAGCUGACAGCGUCCAGGCUAGCAGGUACGAGACGUUUUGUAGCAUUGUUGCAACAUUGCAAUCUGUUUUGUAUGAGUAUCAUAUGGUAGGCUACUAAGUUCUCGCUUUAAAUUGUAUAGCGUAAAUCAGUAUUGUAACAAUUACAAGAUAUUAGGCUUGUAUUGUAGUAAGUUUAUGAUAUUUUGGAUAGGAAACGACCGAUAUUAAUGCACUUGACAAGUAGACAACAAACCUAUGGCAACGGAAAAUAAACACUCUUUCACGAUUUAAGUGUUUUUGUUGAGAUUCACUGAUUUAUUCGUCGUGAUACAGUCAGAAUACAAUAAGAACCUUUCUAUACUAUAACUACCGGGCCGUAGUCUGUUGAUGUUGUUCCGUGUAUUUAAACAAUACUCUAUAGCGGUUACAAAAUUAUGAGGAUGUAUAAAACCGGCGGUAAAAUUAAGUUUUCUAUGUUUUUUCGUUAGAUUCACUGCAUGUUAACACAUGAAGGUUCUGAUAUAGGCGAUAUUUUAACUUUCAUUGCCGUAUUUCCCGAGUAAAACAGAACAAAAUACAAUAAAUGACGUCAAUGAACCACAAAAGCGAAAGUGAAGUUCUAGCAUUUUGAGUAUUUGACUGUAUAACUGAGUUAUCUUUGUCUUGCUUUUAUGUCCUAAACUUUUAGUGCUAAUAAAAGUUACUUAAAAUAUACUUAUACAGUAUGCCAACAGACAAUAAUGAUAUCCUAAGAUGCAAGUAAACCUUGGCUUGUUAGUGUGGGAAAAUUACUCACCUAUUCUUGAAUAUAUCAAAACUAACCCCCUGACGAUUUUGGAAUGUUAUACUGUUUCGAAUUUUACCAGACCUUGCAAUUGUGCCGUGCCAGACGUUUUUGACAUCAGGUGAUAUAUCAUGUAUAUUGUCACAAUCAUUUGUGAAUGUAGCUAUCAUAUCUAACAGUAACGUGGAUCAAAAUAAAUCAAGUCCCUAUAAAAUGCAUCUUGAAGUUAUAACAAACAUGCAUGCAUGGGCAGGUUUUAACAUGCGUGGGCAUUGGUUCAGCGUAGACGCGCUACAAUUUGACUCGAAUCGUAACACUAAGGCCCAAGGAGUGAAACGAGUGACCCAAUAAAACGAUUUGGGCGAGGUCUAGCGAGUCGACUUGUCACGCUUGCAGGAAAUUGCAUCUCCUUGGAGCAAAAAAUACCAUGACAGUAAAAAUGAAUAAUUCAAAACUCCGCAAAUGUAUUUAAUAUUUCCUCUCAGUUUUGUUUUGGUAAACUUCGGGUGCAAAAGCGACAAAUAGACUCCUCGUCUCUAAAAUCCGCACUUUAAGAAAUUGAACUGAGGUCAACUCCGCAGCUAAAUUAUUAAAUAGUAAAUAAUACGAAGCGACUUGUAGCCAGUCUUAGUAAGUCCAGGUUCAGCAUCCGAAAACUGCGUUGUAAAUUACGAGAAUAAUUACGUUUAGCAUAGGCCUUUGCUGCCAUUUUCUCAUUAAUUUUGGACCUGUUAUACGAAAAAUGUAAAUGUUAUGUAAAAUUAUUCGCAGAAUUAAGCAAAGAAGCUCUACUAAGAGUUUACCAAUUUAACGUGUGCAUUGCUCACCUUUUCUGACAGAUCAAAAUGAAGAGGCGCCGGAAACGGCGAAAACCGUCCUUGCAGCCACAAGUGAUUCUUGUUGGAAAUUCUGGCAGGAUUUGUCGAGAUAAUCGACUAUGCCGUCUCCGCAUGACGAAAAAAUACAAGAAUUUUCUCAUGGAACAAGAGAAGGAGAAAAACGCAAAGGUAAUUUUACUAUUUUACAGUAUCUCCGAAGAUUUGACAUUCUUUUUACAAAAUUCUACAUUCCUGAAUAAAAAAUAUCGGUAUUUAGAGGAUAAGCUUUGACUCAAAAUCUUUAGUACUUUACCUUGGCCAGAAUUUGAUUCGUUUAGUUUAACAUCAUUAUUUUUAUUCAAGUUCGUGACGAACUGUUCGUGUAUUUUCAAUAAUUUUAAAAGUUCGGCUUGUUUGUAUAUAUUUUCGUGUAGAUAUCCGAAAUGUCAGAACUGGUUGAACUGUAUGAAAAUUUGUUAUGCCUGAUACACAACCUUAAUCAAGAAAAUGCUAACAAUUCAAACGCAGAUUUAUUACAGGUACGCCAAUGGAUGGGUGGUAGUUUAUAUAGGUUUUGUAUGUAUUUAUAUUACAUUUGAUUUUAACAGUUUGUAAGUCUUUGAAAUCGAUACAUGUAUGCAGGGGUAGCUCGGAACACAUUAUAGUCAUUAUAGUAUUUAGAUUGUGUCAUUUAUAUUGUGACAAAGUAUAAAACUUUUAUAUAAAGUCCAGUGCCUUAAUUUUCUUUGGAAUUAAGGAAUUCCAGUCCUGGGGAGGGAGAAGGGAUUGCUAUAACAAUAAGAAAAGGCUAUAAUUGAGUCAGUAUUCAUUCAUGGUCGUAAGUUAGAUCUGCUACAACCUGGAGAUGGACAUGAAAAAACUGACAGAUAACUAAAACAUCUGACUUCAACAUCAAAUCUGUAUACUGGUGAUAUUUAGCUAUGCCUAUAGUUGUUACUUCUAGCUAGAAGUAACUAUAGUCCUUUAGCAAAAUUUUGUGAUAAGAAUUUGAAAACUGCAUGUUACCGAGCAUGUUACAUGCAUGUUUGGUUUCCUUUGUUUCAUUCAUGUUUCUAAUUGUAGGAAUUAAAAGAGAUGAAAACAAAAUAUCGAGAAAGAUUACUUCACUUGGAGUCAACGUUCAUGGACAGCAGUCCUGACGCCUUAAAUAGUUUGUAUACAGUUUUUUUUUUCAUUUGCAUAAAACUUGCACGAUUACAGAUGCGUGCAUGGAUUGUAAGGUGAUGUUGCACACAAAACGAUUUUCUAUGACGAUUUGCAAUUUGUGGAUAUCGUAGUACUUUAAACUUUUUUGCCUUAAAGUUCAUGCAAUAUUUUGCUUUAAUUUCCAGCCUAACUGCAAUGCCUUCGAUGGUUGAAAAAUUAUUGUUACAGCUUUGUUAAGUUAUUCCGCUAACGUUUCUGCCUGUACACAUGAGAAAAAUAUAGCAAAGUGCCUUUCUGCAAUUAAUUUUUGUAAAGCUUUCCUUGGUAACGUGACCUUUCUGGAAAUUCGCCAUUAAAAUUCCGUUUUUUAUCAGAAUAUUUAACUCGCUAAUUUUCUUCAAGUCUUUUUAUGACUUACUUGUAAUUUGUUGCAUUUUGUCCAAUUAUUAGCAAAAUCAAUCUCGUUUUCUUCUCUUUCAAAACGUACCCAGGAUCAGUACGAGAGAUCUUGAACUGCAAUUCUAAAUUCAAUAAACAAAAGAAAACAAAUCGCAGUGGCUUACCAAAUAAGGGAAAAAGAGAAUUGAAACGUUCCACGAUAUUCAGUGGCAAUGCCAAGGUACAUGGUAUCAAUAAAACAUCACCGGCGGAUUUGAGGAACAGUAUUAACAAAAGUGACCAGGUAUUAACAGUAAUAUAUAGUAAUUCUUUCCAUCGGCAACGUUUUCGCGAUACAUACUGUAAAAACAAUGGCGUAAACGCCGUAGUUAUCGUAUGAGUACUGUCUAUACCGUUAUAUCUCCAUCCACGUUUGUGUGUAUGUGAUUAAAUUUUGGUUAAAUUUGAAUGAAAAAUAUUGCAAAAAGUUUUUCUUGCUUUGCCAAGUAAACUGAAUGCGUAAUUAGCCCAUCAUAUAAUUUAUCUAUUAUACAUGCAUAACUUCAUUUGCUAGCUGGCAGAAGUGCAAUCUUUGAGUGCUCUCUAGUUGUUACAGUAAUAAAUUUUAUCUCUUUAUAAUUUAGAAAACAAAAACGAGUUCAAUUUCUGAAAUGAAAAGCAAUGAAUCUCCAUUUGUAGUAACAAGGUAAUUAUUCUUCAUUUACCAUAAUUUAUCGCUUUUGUUGGGACAGGGCAAUUCCUCGUGCUGCUGAGCACCUAUUUCUAAUAUAAACACAUAUUCUGAUUGGUGUUUUGAAACAAAAGCGAUCAGAGUUUGUUCUGACUCCUACUAUAAGUCGAUUACUAUAUUUUAUUCCCAUAAUCAACUAAUCACAAGGCUUGUUGAUGUAUGUACGGGAUAAUCGCCCCCCUCCGUCCUAUAUGUACUAGAAGGUUCACAAAAAUGUUUUCUCAUUUAGAAACAGUUGGUCUGGUUGCCAUAAAAGUCCCAUCUCUGGUUGCUAUAAAAGUCAAAUCUUUGCACGAAAAAGCAAUUCACAACCACAGGCAAUCAAUAUCGACCUCUUUUCAUAUGGCAAUAAUUUAUAUGAUGUGUUGGCACAAGAACUUGAAGAAGAUGUGAUUAAGUACAAUCUUAUGUUUGGAGCAAAAGAGGUAUAAUUCGAUAGAAUUUAAUUAAAAAAUCAACACAUUUUGAAUAAAAUUUAGAAAUUAUUUAGAGGUAUAUAUAAUUUAGAAGUAUAUUUAUAGAAAUUAUACUUUUGUGUUUCUUGGCGGUAUGUUUGGUAUGUGGUCGUUAUCACUGUUCUUGUUUAAUGGUAUUCUGUGUUUAUGGUCUAUAAACCUGUCAAUAAUAUGACUUUUUUGUGUCUAUUUUGUUUAACGAGUGUACAUUGCAUUAUUAUCAAGGUUGACAAAGAAAAAACUUUGUUUGAACAAGAAAUAUACCAUGGAUUAACUGUUGAUUUAAUCUUACCAUUGUAUGGAGGUAAGUAAUAAAGAUGAGCAGUUUUGAGAAUUAGGUAAUUUGUCUGAGAGGUCGUUGUCACUAAGUUGUAUUUAGGUGUUGUAAGGUUAUCUUACUUACCUGUGCAGUAAAUAGAUAAAGUAUCAUCGUUGUUUAUAACGGAUAGUCAACUCAGGCUUUAGUGGGUGAAAGAGAGCCUGCAAGGAUCCCUAUGAUAUUUACGUGCAUGCGUCCAAUAUUUGGACACAGAGCUCUGAUUGGUUGAUAACUGAUUCAAACGAAGUGAUUGACAAGCUUCCGUCAACCACACUUCCCGUUUGUAAAACCGAACAACGCAAAGCUUCGGAAUUGCGGCAAUGUAGAGAUAAAGUAUCAUGUAUUUGGUAUCCUUGUUGCAUGCAUGUUUACUGUAAUUCCACCUUUUGUUGCAAAAUUUGAACUACAAACAUAUUAAAUUAUGUCCAAUGUCCAUGGUAUAUCAUAUAUGUCUAUGUCUCACCAAAGCCAUAAAUUUCAGUAAGUUAUAUUAUUAAUUUAUUACUAUAGUGCUGGAUAUAUAUAUAUUUAUUGCCGAUUGCAGCAUGAAGCAAUUACAAACAACUGAAUUAGUUAGCGGGUAAUAUACAACUUUAAACUUACUGUGCCUACAGAAACACAUGCAGAUUGUAAUAAAAAAUACAACUUGAUAUAUUACACUGUAAAACCUCGAGCCGUUUUAACUUUUUUAGUAUGCCCCAGUGGCGGUCUGUAUACGAAACUAACGAAAGAAUACAAUAUAAAUGGAGUUCAACGUUUAUCGGUUUAUGUUUACAAUAUUGAAGUGUAUUUCCGGUCUGCGCUUAUUGGUUGUUAUUAAUUGACCUGUGACAUCCUAAUCGAAGGGCGGCAUGCAGUCAUCAUAGGGAUCCUUGCAGGCUUUCUUUCACCCAGAGAGCCUGCUUGCAGGCUACUCGGGCUUUCGUUGAUUAUUCGCUGAACUCACCCAAGUUGUCUAAUUGUUAAAUGUUUAUCUGGCUCCUAAACAUUAUUAGGAAUGGAGAAAGAGAAGAAAAGAAACAAAGAAACGAAAAGAAAUAAAGAAACAACGAUAAAACAGAACAAGGGACGUUUAUUAGGUUUGUACCACAAGUAAAGCUAUUUAUAUAAAAAACGUAUAUUCAAAAUGAUUUGUACUUUUUGUUAAACGGUAUAUGUUUGCAUCUUGCAGAGAAAACACCAAAGGCAGAUGGGGCACCAAAGGCAGACGAAGAAGCAAAGGCUGAGGAAGAACCAGUGGAAGAACCAAAGGCAGAUGAAAAACCAGUGGAAGAACCAAAGGCAGAUGAAAAACCAGUGGAAGAACCAAAGGCAGAUGAAAAACCAGUGGAAGAACCAAAGGCAGAUGAAAAACCAGUGGAAGAACCAAAGGCAGAUGAAAAACCAGUGGAAGAACCAAAGGCAGAUGAAGGACCCGUGGAAGAACCAAAGGGUAAGGAAGAACCAAAUGCUGAGGAAGAACCAGAGGAAGAACGAAAGGCAGAUGAAGAACCAGUGGAAGAACCAAAGGCUGAGGAAGAACCAAAGGCUGAGGAAGAAUGCUUGGAAGAACCAAAGGCUGAGGAAGAACCAGAGGAAGCAGAGAAGGCAGGCAAAGAACCAAAAGCAGAGGAAGAACCAGAAAAAGCACCAAAGGCUGAGGAAGAACCAGAGGAAGAACCAAAGGCUGAGGAAGAACCAAAGGCAGACAAAGAACCAGAGGCUGAUGAAGAACCAGAGGCUGAUGAAGAACCAGAGGCUGAUGAAGAACCAGAGGCUGAUGAAGAACCAGACAAAGGACCAGGGGAAGGACCAAAGGCUGAGGAAGAGCCAAAGACAUUGACAAAACAGGGAGUACAACGCUGGUUCGAAAAAGCCGCCGAAACAUUAGAGACAGAUAUCCAGAAGAUGUCAAAUUUAAAAACGCUUAAUGGCAAAGCAUUAAAAAUGUUAAAAAAGGAAGACUGGAUAAGGAGGUCACCCGAUUUUGGCGAUAUUUUGUUCAAUAUGUGGCAGGAAGAUCCAGAAACAGGCGGGAACAAAAAACGUGAUGAAGGUACGUGGCAUGUGACAUAGUGUCAAUUGAAGGAUAUUUUGUUUUAGUAUUUUUGCACAAGUGAACAUAACAAAUCCUACACGUUGAUUGGUCAAAUUUGACGCAUGUAUAAAGCCGUUAUAUUCACCUACAUGUGAAUAUAACAAAAUCGAAAUUUUCAAAAUGGCGGCUAGCCGUUUUGUGGAAGUUACUGAUAAAGAAAUAAGCGAAAUUAAAAUAAAUUCAGUCCCAAAAACACAAAAGACUUGUGUAAAAAUACUAAAUUCGUCGAGGUGAAUAUUCCCCGAUAAUCACCGAGCCUGAGGCGAAUAAUUGUUAAAUAUUAGAAGCUCUGAAACUUUAUUAUACGUUAAAUACUGUAUUUUGGUCCCAAAAAAGUUUCUUUUCAUUUUUUUGGUGCGAGGUGCUGCACAAAGAAAUCCAUAAUAAUGGCACAGGAAAAAAUGUUAUCGGAAAGAAUACCUCAAAUAAGAAAGCUUAUAGAAAGGUUAACAAUAUAGGUGCUAAAUAUACUGAAAAAUAUUGCGUAAACCAUAUACGAAGUAGCAAAAUUUACUCGUCCAACCCGAACGAAAAGUGGCCUGAGACGAGGCUGUUUAGCUGUUUUGGGAAACGUCUAUUUUAUAUGUCUAUCUGAUUUUAAUUAUUAGGAAUAGAAGAAAAGAAGAAACGAAACAGAAAAGCGAAAAGAAAUAAUCCUGAUGAUUCAAGACCAAACGUACAUUCCCAGAAACAAGAUACUUUGAAGAGGUAUUUCAUUUAAUAACGCCGCCAAUUAAUUAACCCUUUCCAGUAUGACCUCCAUGUACAGGAAGAAACCUAUCUAUCGUUAUUUAUUCAAUUUAUAUGAUUCGGAAAAAAAAUAUAUGAAAAAUAAAAUAUGAAAUACCUCCCGGGUAUGAAGCUACUGAGCUGUAUAUAGACUGGAAAGUGCUCCUAUGUUUUGUCCCCAAAAGUAGCCAAAACAUUGUGGAUUUCAAGUGAUCGCGCUCAGAUUCGGGUUGUUUUUUUUUUAUAGCAGCGACACAAAAAUCCGUUUCGUAAUCAGCCAGGGUCACCAAUAAGGCAAUAACAAUCAGUGUCACCACUUUCGGUGUGCGUCACAUCCGGUGAAUAUGAAAUGAGAUAUUCACCACGCAAAGCACGCGUUUAAAUGUGUGUCCCAACGUGUUAACACGACACAAACAACAAGUAGAGUUAGGCGAUAUUUUUAAAACUCAUCGUGAUUAUCGUCUAGAAACUUAAAAAAGCUUACACAUACGAGACACUGUAUCUAACGAUAGUUACGGUACAUCCUCGCUCACGUUUCUAUCUCCGAUACGAUAAUCAUGGUUAUAAUUCAUAAAUUAAAAACAAAAUAUAAAUAUUUUCGAAAUAUUUAUCUAUUUAUAUAUCUAUAUAAUUAUUUAAAAUUAAAUGGUGGAGAUCAACCUAAACGCUUUUCGUACAACCGACCCCUGCAUUAGAAAAUUUAGAAGUGUGAUAUAUAAUUUAGAAGCGUAGUAUAUCCUUCAUAUUUGUUUGGUAAUUUGUCUUGGUAUUCAAUAGGUCUGCAUCCAUAGAAAUAAUCGUAAUGCAAGUUUUAUUAUUUUUGCGGUAAUUACCACUUUCAUGUUUUUUCGUUUUUUUUAAUAUUCUAAAAAGCUCAAGAAAAGUACGGUUUGGUAAAGAUGAAGCACUUGACGAAAUCAAGAAAUCAUUUUUGCUUAAGGAAUUUGAGAGUAAUGUUACAUUUUUAAUUCCGCAAUUUGGUAGCAUAUUUAUAGUAACUGGUGUAUGUUCGAGUACUCCACAUAUCCAGGAAAAUGUCGGAACACUAUUUAUCAGGGACGACCGUCAGGGAGCCCUGGGCUUUUACAACAAAGUAAAGAUUGUCAUUGUAGGGUGUGAAAGUAAUACACAUAAAGUUGACAUUCUUUUGAAGGAAAUUAACACAAAUAUGCAUGUGGGUGUGAAAGGACGAGUUGAGAAGUUGGACAAAGAGGAUGAUGUUGUAAACAAGGAUUGUUGUAAGAUGUUAAAAUUAGUUAUUGAUUCAGAUGAUCAUGCCCUGUUUGCCGAAGAAACUAAACCACCUAUGAUAAAAAGGGGGUGGCCUGCUGGUUCUGAAAUUGCCAACAGCAUAUAUGUUUCUGGUGCUUUAGGCAAAGCUUCAGAAAAAAAUAAACGUAGUCUACUAGAUAAAAUUCUACAAUACGUCGUCGCUUUCAAAAAUAGCUUUGACGGUGAAAUAUUUGUUGAGAUAACUGGUGGGGAAGUCAGCAAUCGAAAAAUAAAGGAAUGGUGCGAAGAAGUAUCUACGGGUAUUGGACGUUUGAUACCUGAAGCUAAUGAAUGUGCAGAUAUUUGUCAAAAUAUGCAAGAAGCGAGUGAACAUGUUCAUAGAAAUAGAUGCUUUGUCUGCGUACUUCUGCUUUGUAAUGACAGCAGCAGAACAAUUUGUUGGAUCCACGUGCCCAAAGGUGAAGCCAAAGUAUAUUAUAGAAAAAGUUCAGACGCUAACGCAUUCAGGCGGAGAGGGGCAACAACUAUAAUAAUUAGUUAUGAGAAUUUGUGCAGUGAACUUGAACAUUUGGCCGAUAGUCCAAUCGACCCAGUUGUUGAUGAGGAUGAACAGGAUGAAAAAAGGUGUAACUCGCAAGAAGAAUAUACAAUCCUGGAAGAAUUCGAGAACGAAAACCAACACCGCGAGUUUAAGAUGAUUUUUGGAGGCAAUCCAGUCGAGACAAUACGGAAACACUAUCUUGCUCGUUAUGCAUGUGGUUUCCUGAACUUAGAGGGGGGAGAUGGGGGAAAGAUCUUUUUCGGCGUACAAGAAGACAAGGAAUCAAAAAUGGGUCAUAUUGUGGGUAUUGUGCUUUCAACGAAAGAGAGAAAAGACCUCCGCGAAGCAACGGUCAAAACUCUUACAAAUUUUUAUCCGCCAGUAAGCAGGCAGCAGUAUCAUAUCAAAUUUCAUUCUGUUCUUGUACCUUCUGAAUUGAUCGUUAAAGAUACAGGAGGCAAUUCGUAUGCCAUGAUCAAAGUAAAGAUGGAGGGAGGACAAAGUGCCGACUAUAUUGGUCGAAGCGAGGAGCUUGGUACAAAGUGGCCAACGUUUAUCCAGAAUGAGCUUGGAGCUAAAAUUCGUUCCGCUGUUGUUCCAAUCAGAGAUGAAUGUUUCUUUGUAGUGGCAACAAAACAGGCGUCCGUCCAUCGAAAUUUGACCGAGCUUGUUGAAAAAUUUGUAGAAAAGCACUCCAAGAAGUUUGAGUUACAGACAAUCAAUGAAACUGAAUUAAACACUAUUUUGAAAAGUAUUUAUGUAAUGGAGUUGAAUAUAACUGAUCCGUCCCUAUAUCGGUUCCAUAUGACUAAACCAAUAGACACACAUGUAUUCAGCAAAGACAAAAAACAACUGUGUGUAUCUAAGUUAAGUAUAGAGAAUCUGAUGCACAGGUUUAAAUCAGAUUCCACCAGUGAAUUUAAAAUCGAUGAGUUCUUAAAACAUGUCAACAAUUUCAGCCCCGAACAUUCUCAUAUUCUGGUUGCUUCGCCGUUUCAUCUUCUUGAAAAUGAAAGAGAUUUGUACGGACUUGUCAUCCCUAAAUGGACUUUGACGAUAGACUUGGAUCAGCAACCAGGGCAUUUAUACCAGAUAUUUGAAAAACUGAAACACCUUUACCUAACCGAACGCGAUCUAUCUCUUGAAACACCACAAGAUUCUAAACUAGAUUGCUGGCUUGCUGCUCGGGGAAACAGUGAAGACGAAAACUCUCUGCCAGAAGCAAGUCAUGCGGAGUGGAACGAAAGGCACAGAUCACAUGUAAAAGAACUUCUAAAGAAAGAUCUAAAAGCCACCGAGAAAGCUAAUCGUGUCAACGUUGUAGUUUUGUGGGACGAAGGGCACCAAACGUUGGUGGAAGUGUUACGAACAAUUUUGAAAGACGUGAUUAGUUUGAGCGAAAAUGAUAGCACAGUAAUAACGUUUGUCUGUGCAACACCUAAAGCUAGUUCAGAUAUUAGGAGCAGAGUACUAGUGCCAUUUCAAGAGGGUGAUUGGAAUACCAUAUCCAAAGACCGAGUGCAUGUUGCACCUCCAUAUGUACUGACACGAUUUCUUUCGCUCAAACUACCAUCACCUUACUGCCGACCAGAAGAUGAUUAUCAGGUACCCCAUAAGAUUCUUUUUCCGUACUGGGGCUCUCAAAUUAUUCCACAGAUUAUACCUGAACAGCUGAGACAAAAACUUUCAAAUUUUAUAAAGGUAAUCUACAUGACGAAAGUAAGCGAAUCUGAUGAACAAUCGCUAAACGAAGAACGUAGAAAUUUCUUUUCAGGUUCUGCAAUAACAAAUGAUGGCUUGUAUGGUAACAUUGCCAUACGGAGAACAAUAAUGGUUGAACUUGAAAACAAUUUCAAGACACUUGCCGGCGACAAAAAGUCACAUGUCUCGUCCAUUAUUGUAAAAGCGGAUCGCGGAGCAGGAUCGACAACUAUGUGUUUACAAUUUCUUUACGAGCAGCACAGAUUUUAUCCAUGUGCACAAUUAAUUGAAAUAAAAAAUGGCCUUGUAAGCCACAUCGAAGAAAUGAAUAGGAAAACCAGAUUACCACUUAUACUUUUUGUUGAUAGGAAUAUUGCACUUUUGCAAAAUUUCUUUAAUUUCAAGAGGGAUGUCGAGCGUCGAAGUGUAAAGAUCAUAUUUAUUUUGGUUCACCUUGCCGAUGUCGUUAUUGAUGAAACCACGCGUAGAUCCUUCUAUGGAAAAAAAUGGUAUAAAGUAGAGCUUAGACGGGGGUUGGAUGAGAAUGAAAUAAAACAGCUGGUAGACGGCGUUACAAAACUAGCAAAAGGAAAAAAGAACAAAUUGUUAAAAUUUAAAGAGAAGGCCAGAAGAGAUGAAAAGAAGCCACGAACAUUUGCUCAUUUCAGCUUACUUGCGUUCGGCAGUGAAUUCAAAGGUUUGGAACAGUAUGUGAAAUUCAGGCUGACCCGGGCAGAUGAACGUCAAAAAAAUAUACUCGCCUUUUUAUCACUCACUCACGUUUUUACAAACUAUUCUCUUCCAGCAAAUGCUCUUGCUCGUUUCCUUAACAAGAAUAAAGUAAUAUUAGAGGAAGAACUGGAAAACAAGUAUCUUCAAGAACUGUUAAGUCCUCGUGCAGAUGGCAGUGAUUCCCGUCGUAUAUCAUCUCACGAAGUAGCACAGGAAAUUUUAAAACAGUUAAGCAAUGCAAGUAGUGGAGACGAUCAAUUCUGGACGUAUAUUAAAGAUGUAUCUCUUAUGAUGGCUAAGCAUGUGCUGUCUCAGGAUAUCACCACGAGGAAAAUUGAUCGAUUGACAAGAAAGCUGUUUGUGACUAGGGAGCACGAAAGUGAAAAUUUUUCUCGGCUCAUUCGAACUAUGAGAGACACAAGUCCUGAUACUGCGCGGGAUACAUUGAAAGAGCUGGUGGAAGUCUUUAAUGAAAAAGAGAAACAUUCUUCUAUGCGAGCUCAUUUACGAGCCCAUUUAGCUAAGUACCAUAUGAUAGAGUACAACAAUUUCGUGAAAGCGAAGAUGCUAAUCGAGGCUGCUAUUCACGAGCAAGAACAAGACUCCUUUCUACAUCAUAUCCAUGGCGAUAUAAUUCGCUUAUAUGUACUGGAUCUUGUAGAUAAAAUGAGAAAGAAAGAGGAUAUGGAAAUAAUUUUAUCCUAUGCAGAGCGAAGCAGUAAAUGUUUCGAAUUUGUUCGGUCCGAAAGGCCACACAUGAGCCAUGGAUACAUAUUUGAUGCAAUGGUGCGAAUUACUGUUAUACAAGCAUGCAUUAAAUUGAUGGGAGGUGAAACUUUUAGCUUUGUCGACUAUCUAAUUGAAAGAAUCAAUGAAAUUAAAGAGAGCGAUGAUGAUGAUAUUUCCCGAAAUUCACGUUACCUCUUGUCUUUGAUUUCUGACACGCAUGAGUAUCUUGAUGAAAGAUGCAUCGACUUUGAGCAGAAAGAAGAAUGGAAGAAAAUUUUUCUCGACUGCAUUGGCGACCUCACACGUUUGUGUGAUAAACUUGAACAAGAAAAAAACUGCAGUUUUUUCAUUGGUUCAGCUUGGCUGCCUGACAUACUAGUUCAAACACGAAUUUUGCAUCACGCCCUGGAAAUUGAAAAGAAAGUUUUAAGUCCUCAAGAGAUUAAAACAAUGGAAAAAUAUGAUCCAGAUUCAAAAUUUGGAAAUUGUUUCAUGAAAUUAUGGAUUCGAUAUUCGCGUCAGCUAUUGUCAGUGCCAAAUUUGAAGGAAGUAGAGAAGAGAGUGAACGAAUGGAGAAAUCAAGAAGCAUCGCCUCAAGCAGAAUUUUAUUAGUGAGUAUAUAAAUAUGUUAUUAAUCUAUUGCACAUUCAGGGUUUCCCAUAUUUCAGCCUUUCCAAAGGCUAAAAUGCAAUGUCAAAAUGCUGAAAUUCAGUUUCUCGAAAACUACACUGGCGAUUUUCAAAUAACUUUCAAAAAAGAUUAAAAACUUCAUCACAAUGUAUUUUCUGCAAUAAAAAAGGUAGGUCACCGUGGUUAUUUGUCCGCUACAACGGCUUUUUUAGUUUGUAUAGACCAUAUAGAUGGCGACGUCAUGUUGUCAUGGUAACAUGAAGAGUAGCGAUUGUGGGUUAAAAUUACUUUUUUUAUAUAAGAGGAAACAAUGACUUGUGCAAAAAAUUAUUUUUUUUAGAUUCAAAUUAAUUAAAUAGGUUUUAGUUAAAACACUGACGUAUAUUGGAAACUGAAAGGAGCCUCCUUAUAGUAAUUUAAAUUAAAAAACUUUUCUUCAGUUAUUUUUUUUCGCAACAUUUUAAAAAUCCAUAAUGUCCGCGGGCAUUAGGGGGAAAUCCAGGCAUGUUAUAGCAGCCAAUCAAAUUGCGAAAUUCACUAAUACGCAAUUUAUUGCGCGCAUUAAGGGCUAUACAUAAUGGAUUUCGAGUGUAAGUUGCAGUUUUGUCGGAAAUUCAUUUGACUUGCGCCAACACCAGGAACAGUGAAUUUCCACCACUGAAUUUUGUAUUGAAUUUAUUGCAGUUUUGUCGUGCAUGUUUUAAUCGCGUUGGAAACCCGGUCCAAUCGCGAGAAGAUGGAUAAAGCAGAGAAGAUAGAUAGAGCAGAGAAGAUGGAUAAAGCAGAGAGGUUAACAAAAUAUCAACAAUCCAAAAGGUGUAAGAAGAAAGACGAUUUUGUUCUUCCUCUUGAGUGGCUACAUCCGAAACAAGGACGUCAUAUUGAGUUAAUUGAUUGUCUGCUCCACCAUGACGAUCUCAUCAAAGGGAAAGACACAAAUAUAUCUUCACAGUCUGACAAAACAAAACUUAUUGAACGUUGCCUUUUUGAAGAAAGUAUUACCCAAUGGGAAGGAACUGUUAAAGACAUUCGUAGUGCUUGGAAAGGUACUAUUACAUUUAAAGAACGCCUUCCGGUUCGGUUUGUACCGUUAAACGCACAGCCGUCGAUGCCAUCAUUGGGUGAUACGGUAAAGUUCUGCUUGUCGUUUGACCGUUUUGGUCUUAGUGCCUGGCAAGUGAUGCACGAAGCAGAGAUACAAUAUAGUGACCUUUUUGACACUGCUGGUAGAUAUAGAGACGAUGAUUCUUCGUCUGAACAUAGCGAGCAAGAAGAUGUGCAUAAAGAAGACUUUUUUGUUGCUCCAUCACUUUGUUCUAUUCGCAUCCCAGAGCCUGACGAAAAGCAAACCAGAAAUGAGAACAAAGGUCAACAACCGCAAGAUGAAGCAGUCUCAAAAAAACUCACCAAAUGGGUUGAACAAAGGAAGCAAGGUGUAGUUUCCUUUGCCAAUCCUGAAAUGGGUGCUGGGUUCAGGGAAAACGCAGACGUGGAGGAUGAACCUUUCUUUCGCCAUGCACAGCUAAAGGAACCAGUAAAGAACCUCGAAGGAAAUAUUGUCAAGGACAUGUUGUUGGAUUUGAAGAUUGAAAAGUUAACACAACCAACUCGUGCUGCAGAUGUUCGUGUGCUGAAGGUAAGCAAAUGUAAAAUAUUAUUUUUCCGAUUGAGAUGGGUAUGGGAGCCUUUUUCCCCCUUCGUAUUGCUGCAUUGCAUCAAUGGCGUGGCAGCUUGUUGUGCGAUAAUCCCCGAGCCAUUUGUGUUUGGUCUCCCAACUGGAACCAUCUGGAACUAUAAUUGGAUAAGGACAAAAAAAAUUUUCAAGUGGAAAACCGGCUUAAGCGGCGUUUUGGGCGAGGUUUUGGGCACAAGCUCCAAAAUUUUUCAUGCCUGAUACACAGCUUUGCUCAAGGCUGCAUGUGUAUCAGGCAUGACAAUGCAAACAAUAAUCCUGUUGUUUGUUUACGAAAAUUGCAAUCAAAUUGGCUACACUCAAUCCAUUUUACAUUGUUUUCAAAUAAAAAUAGAGAGCAUUGUUUUUUUUUUAAAUGGCCAUUAACUUGGCUUGAACAAGAGAGGGUUUCCCUUCAAAAUAGGGAAAAUGAUUGUGCAAAGGUUCAUAAGACAAUAAAAUUGAAAGAAAUUAAUGUUUGUGUAGACAACAGUUCAUUGAUAGUCAACAAAUGGUUAAAAUUUCCGCCCUGCAUUAAAAUGUCUGUCAAUUUGUGCCUGAUUCCUCCAUUCGAAACACUGAUAUGAAACACAAAAUACGAUUUUAUUCUGAUGUAAUUACCAGUCUGUCUGCAUAUCUACUUUUCUGCCUCGGCAGACUCUGAGUUUAUAAUAAUGUUGUUAAUUCUGCUAAAAUGAAUGGUGAAAUUAUUUCUAAUUGUAUAGGAAUUGGAAGAGAUUUUAAAAACAAAAUAUCGAGAAAGAUUGCUGCAUUUGGAGCCAAUAUUCAUGGACAGCAUUCCUGAUGCAAUAAAAAGUUUGUAUACAGUUUUUGAUUUCCAUAUAAACAUGAUGUUGGAUUGUAGUUUUAUCAUAUGGAGAAUUACCUGAAAUUCUAAUCAGUGAAAUGAUUGAUAAAUUGAACACAGUGAUGAUAGUGAGUUCACUCCAGUCGAAAGUAACUUAAACAACUUCGUGCUUUUGUAUUUCCCGCAGUUUAACUGAUGCACAUUUGUUUUAUGUCUAUGCGAUAAGACUGACAUUGUGAUUACAUAUGUCAUACGCAAUGAAACCAAUGAAAUCUAAGACCUUUUUAAGAUGUGACCAUGCACUGAGUCACAUAGCAUGACUUUGCAUGCUGGAAAGUAGUGAUUGAAUUUCCCCAUUUGUAAAACUCGCACAUAGAUAGCCCAUCGAUUGCGGGGCAAUUAAAUCGCUAGUUUUUCUCAAGUCAUUGCUUAUAAUUAUAAUUUGUGUCAUUUGUUGCGUUUUAUCUAAUUGUUAAGAAAAUUAAUCUAAUUGUCUUCUCUUACAGUAUCUUUGAAAACUUAUCCAGGGCCCAAGAUUAGGAGUUCAAUUUCUGAAACGAAAAGCAAUGAAUCUUCAUCUAUAGUGACAAGGUAAUUCCACUUUUGCGAUUUACAAACUCAUGGCCUUUAAUAUAUGGGUAAAAUGUACACUAAAAUUGUUAAUAUUUUUCACGCAAAAAUGGGUAAAACUUAUCUUUUAAUUAAAUUUUUUUGCUGGUUUUAAAAGUUAUGCUGUUUUUAAAAACCACAUUAAAAAUAGCUUGCGCACAAAAAUGGAAGAUUUAAAACGCUAUUUGAAAACAUAGGAUGCAAAUCAGUCGUGCGUUAAAAGAUUAUGCGUGAAGAGAAAACUGCAAAAAAGUCCAUGUUUAAGAGGUCAGGUGUUGGUGGACUUGAUGUAUAUCAGCUUCGAGAAUCAUUAUUAUUAAAACAAACAAACGCGCUAAUGUUCCUUACAUGCAAAGCGAAGCAAUACGAUGCAGAUUUCAAACUUUACCACGGACGUCCCCUGACAAAAUGAGCCCGUGCAAAAUUCAGAGAAAGAUCAUCAAUAACUUGGGGCCGAUACAUGUACGCUUGCCGGACCUAUUUCAUCUUUAUGUACCAGUCACACUAGGUUUUGUCUAUGUGGUUUUAUCCCUUUUCCCGCGUUUUGUACCUGUUUCCGGCAUAAAUGAUUGAGUGCAUGAAGAAAAGCUGAGUGGGACCUAGUCUUCCUCGUAGCUGUUCUUUGUGUCAUAAGUGGGAUCAUUUUAGAAAUAUAAAUUGCAGGCCAUAAUUUAUUUGAUCUGCCAACAAGAAAAUAGUUUGUCAGGCUAUAUUUUGUUUCUAUUUUGAGCCUCGACUUGAAAAUAUCCCUUCAUUAAUCGGAGUUUAUAGGUUUGCACGAGGGUUUACAUUUGAAAUUGAAUAUCUUCUAAUUUUGAUUUUGGACUGCAAUAUGUGUGCAGGACAAUUCAUGAAAAUGUUUCCUCGUUUAGAAACAGUUGGUAUGGUUGCUAUAAAAGUCAAAUCUUUGUACGAAAGAGCAAUUCACCUCUGCAGGCAAUCAAUGUCGAUCUCUUUUCGGUGGGCAAUAAUUUUUAUGAUGUGUUGGCACAAGAAUUUGAGAAAGACGUGGCAGAUUACAAUCUUAUGUUUGGAGCAAAAGAGGUAUAAUGCUAUAGAAUGUAAUUGGCAAAAUACUUAUAAAUUUCUAUUGAUGUUGUGCCCACACCAUAUUGUUUUUUAGUCUCACGUUGCUAAUAAUAAUGCUAACGUGUGGCUAACCACCUGGUACGAUGGCAAUGCAAUAUUCUUUUCAACCUUGCGUUUUUAUAUUUCACUGGGUAAACCACGAAAACAGGAACUGCCUUUGUAAAUGCCUUCAAAUUUCAAGUAUCUCUCUAUCGGCCUCCGUAAUGUUCUACGUCAUGUAAUUCGAACUUAAGCAGAUUGGAGAAAAAAGGAGCGGCAAUUAGCGGCAAGUCUAUUUAUUUGUUCUUACCAGGUUGUGACGCCAUGUGUGUAUCUAUUAUACUGAAUAAGUAUAAGGCGAAUUGUUAUCUAUUUUUUUAACAAGUGUGCAUUGCAUUAUUACCAAGGUUGACAAAGAAAAAACUUUGUUUGAACAAGAAAUAUACCAUGGAUCAACUGUUGAUUUAAUCUUACCAUUGCAUGGAGGUAAGUAAUAAAGAUAAGGAGUUUUUAGAUUAGGUAAUUUGUCUGAAAACAGAGACACAGAAGAGAGACAUAUACAGAAGGUCGACUUCUUGGUUUUGCCUAUGAUUUUGGCGUAACCGUUGCAAUGCUGUCGCCAUGGCCUAGCCAGUGCGGUUAUGAGAGGCAUUCAUCCCCCUGAAAAUAUUCAAAAUGGCGGACGUUCAUUGGGGUGAAUGCCUCUCAUAACCGCACUGACUAGGAACAUAGCGACAGCAUUUUGAUGGCGAAUCAUGGCGUGGCAGCGGUUACGCUUUUUUAACUGAGUCGACCUUCUGUAUGUCUCUAUUCUGUGACUGAGAGCUCCUAAUAGUUCCUAAUAGUAAUACAGUCUGCAUGUAGUAAUAAUAUGUGUGCAUGACGUCAUGUAACAAACCUGGACAAUUUUAGGCAAUAUGAGGUUGCGUAAAAUUUCGAUUUAUAAACCUUUUAUUAUAGUUAUAUAUUAUUUUUAUGUCAAGUAAGCGGUAAUUGCCUUAGUGACCGAGUAAACGAAAUCGCAAGUAGAUUUCCGAAACGAAGAGAUUUUAAAGUUUACAGGUCAGCAUGCGCAAGUAUUGCUAAGGUCUUAUAGGAAUAGAAAUAUGUCGUUGCCAAGUCUAAGCACAAGUUAAUUAAUAGUAGUGAAAAUCAAACAUUGGAAGAGAUGUAACAAUCUAAGCAUUAGACUAUCCACUGAAGCUAUCAUGAGAAACAUUUAUUCUAAUAUGUCUAUCUGUUUUUUAAUUGUUAUUAGGAAUGGAGACAAAGAAGAGAAGAAAUAGAAAACCGAAAAGAAAUAAAGAAACAACGACGAAACAGUACAAGGAACAUUCAUUAGGUUUGUACCGCUAUUUAUAUGAAAACGUUGUACUAGUUACUCUUUGUUAUAUGGUAUGUAUGUAUAUAUUUGCAUCUUGCAGAGAAAGGACCAAAGGCAGAGGGAAAACCAAAGGAAUUGACAAAACAGCAAGUACAAAACUGGUUCGGAAAAGCCGCGGAAACAUUAGAGAUAGAUAUCCAGGAGGUGUCAAAUUUUAAGUCUCUUAAUGGCAAGGCAUUAAGAAUGUUAAAAAAAGAAGACUGGAUAAGGAGGUCACCCAAUUUUGGCGAUAUUUUGUUCAAUAUGUGGGGGGAAGAUCAACACACAUUCACAGAAACAGACGGGAACAAAGAAUGUGAUGAAGGUACAUGGCAUGCAACCUAGUGUCGAUUGAAAGAUGUCCUGCUAUAAACUGCCGGUAGUAAAAAGCUCUGAAACUUUUAUUAUACGUUAAAUAAUUUAGUAGUCCCAAAAUGUUUCUUUUCAUUUUUUAUGCGAGGUGCUGCACAAGGAAAUCGAUAAUAAUGGCACUGGAACCUUUCGUUAUGGAUUCUAAUUCGUGGAUGCAAAGCAAUUAAAUAUAAAACGAAAAAAUGAAUACUAUUAUUGACUUGAUCUAAAUAAUAUUAAGAAAUUAUGAUGGCACAACUUAUGAUAGCCUCUUAAUGCAGUUAUAUUCAUGUAGACAGCGGACUUUAAAAUUUAGUUAUAAACAAAUGUGAAUUAGAGUCUUGGGCAAAAUACCUUUUAUCACUGCCACUCGAAACCGAAGCGAAUAAAGAUGUUGAACAAUACAAAGUUCAAAACGGCUCACGGAUCCAAGUUCCCUAAAAUUCCUUGGGAAGAAAUCCCAGUAGUCAUUAUAAUAAAGUAUUUUCUUGUUUAAACCUAGAAAAAAGAGCUUCAUUAACGCAAGAAAGCGAAAGAGAAGAAGUUCACGACAGCUUGAAUGAUCCUGAUGAUUCAAGACCAAACGUAGAUUUUCUGAAACAAGAUACUUUGAAGAGGUAUUUUAUAUCAUUCUAGUUUUAAUAUUAUUCUAGUUUUAAUAUAGUCACCAAUUGAUUAACCCUUUCCAGUAUAACUUGCAUUUACCAGAAGAAACUUAUUUAUCAUUAUUUAUUCAGUUCAUUAAAUUCCGACUGGUCAAUAGAUGUGUUACAGAUUGAAACUAGACUUGCGCCAUAAAUGUAAACUGGAGAGUUCCCCUAUCGUUUGUUACCAGGUGAUCUCGUGUUCGUAUUUUAGCCAAUCAGCGCUCAGAAAGGGUUGUCCGAAUAGAAAUCCAUUUUGAUGUAUUCAGUCAAUUAUAUCUUUCGUUAUUCUUUAUGAAACUAGUUGAAAUUUUGUAAUUAUGUUUGGUUAUGAGAACUAGCUCUGACAAAAAUAUGGAAUCGAAAUAAAGUAUAUUACAGGAGAUAUUCAGUUGUUUUAAUCAUACAAUGGAUUUCUAUUUGACAACUAGUGCCAGUACUUUUCCGCGUAUCAAGAUCACCUGGUAGUGAUAGUGGUGUCAUUGAUAUUUAUCUUGAACUGUUUGUGCAUGUGUAGUUCGUGCCAAUAAUAACAAAACUUCGGUUGGUAAAGACGCAACUUCCUGAAAAAUACAAGAACUUCGACGUUUGGAGUGAAAGCCCUUCAUCGGAAAGUUAGUUAGUUUAAAUAAUCAGACUGGAUCCUGAGAAACAGAUCAUAGUUGGUAAAAUGGUCCCAUCACAAUAAUAUUUAAAAGGGUCCAAUGCAUGUCUCAGGCUAGGCCGUGAGUAUAACAAAUAAAUUAAAUAUAAAAGAUAUUUUUUUUAAAGAAUUAAAUACCAUAUUUGCUCACACUGCUACAAAGUUCGCAGUUCGAUUGACUACUACGUCACGAAGUUCGCAAGUUCAGAAAUAAUGAACAAACUUUGCUAAGCUUUCGUCAAAAUUUUUAUCUUUAUGAAAUAAUCUGUAAAAUUAAACAGUGGAGAGCGACUUAAACGCCUUCCGUUGUGUUAGAAAACAUAGAAACAUGGUAUAUCUUACGUAUAUUUAUUUGGUUUGUUUUUGUAUUCAGUAGGUCGGCAUACAUAUUUUGCAACGUAGGCCUAUAAUUUUGACUGUAAAGAUUUUUAUGUUUCUCUAUUUUCAAUACAUUCUUAUACAGCUCAAGAAAAGUACUGUUUGGUAAAGUUGAAACUCUUGGCGAGAUCAGAAAAUCACUUUCGCUUGAAGAUUUUGACAAUGAUGAUAAAUCUUUAAUUCCGCAAUUCGGUAGCAUAAUUACAGUAACUGGUGUAUGUUCGAGUACUCCACAUAUCCAGGAAAAUGUCGCAACACUAUUUAUCAGGGACGACCCUCAGGGAGCUGCGAGCUUUUACAACAAAAUAAAGAUUGUCAUUGCAACGUGUGAAAGUAAUAAACAUGAAAUUGACGUUCUUUCGAAGGAAAUUAACACAAAUAUGCAUGUGGGUGUGAAAGGAAGAGUUGAGAAGUUGGACAAAGAGGAUGACAUUGUAAACAAAGAUGGUUGUAAGAUGUUAAAAUUCAAAUUGGUUAUCGAUUCUGAUGAUCAUGCCCUGUUUUCACAAUGCUGGUGGCCUCUGCAAGCUGGUUCUAAAAAUCCCAACGUAGGUGAUUUUGUUGUCGACGACGAAUCGGAAAAGGUAUAUUGUGACGCCGAUGUUUCAGACGAACAAAUACUGCAAUACGUUGUGGCUUUCAAAAAUAGUUUUGAUGGCGAAAUAUUUGUUGGCGUUGAGAAAAAUGGUGAGAUAACGGGUAUGGAAGGUAGCAAUGGAGGAAUAAAGAAAUGGUGCGAAAGAAUGUCUGUGGCUAUUGGAAAACUAUUACCUGAAUCUAACGAAGGUGCAGAUAUUUGUCGGAAUAUACAAGAAGCGAAUAAACUCGCUCAUAGAAAAAGAUGCUUUGUCUGCGUACUCCCGCUAUACAAUGACAGCAGCAGAACAAUUGGUUGGAUCCAUGUGCCCAAAGGUGAAGACAAAGUAUAUUUUAGAAAACCUUCAGACGUUCACGCGUAUAAACGCAUUGGGGCAGAAAAUAAACGAAUAACUAAUUAUAAACAACUGUUCUAUGAUCUUGAUUCUUUGGCCAGUAGGCAAAUCGAACCAGUUUUUGAGGAAGAUUGUGAUGAGAAAAACGAUGAGCAGGAUGAAGAAAAAUCAAAAGAAUAUAGAGUUUUGAAAGACGUCAAGCACGAAAAUCAGCACCACGAGUUAAAGAUGAUUUGGGGGGACAAUCCAGUGGAAACAAUACUGGAAAAACAUCUUGCUCCUUAUGCAUGUGGUUUCCUUAACUCAGAUGGGGGAAAGAUCUUGUUUGGCAUACAAGAAGACGAGCAAUCGCAAAUGGGUCAUAUUGUGGGUACUGUGCUUUCAACGGAAGAGAGAAAAGUCCUCGUCAAAAGAACGGUCAAAACGCUUAGAAAUUUUUACCCGCCAGUCAGCAGGAGUCAAUUUAACAUCAAAUUUCAUCCUGUUUGCGUACCUUCCCAUUUGAUUGUUAAGGAUAGAGGAGGCAAUUCGUAUGCCAUGAUUACUGGUCGAAGCGAGGAGAUUGGAACAAAGUGGCAAAAGUUUAUCCAGGAUAAGCUCCUAGAUGGAAGCCAUUCCGCUGUUAUUCCAAUCAGAUCCAAACGUUUUUGUGUAGUUGCCACAAAACACACGUCCACCCAUGGAAAUUUGACCGAACUUGUUGAAGAAUUUGUAGAAAAGAACCCCAAGUUUGAGUUACAGACAAUCAAUCAAACGGAUUUAAAUGCUAUUUUAAAAACUAUUUGUGUAAUUGAGUUGACUGUAACCUGGUCUCCAUAUCCGAUCCAUAUGACGAAAACAAUAGACACAUAUGUAUUCAGCAAAGACAUAGAAAAGGGACUAUGUACAUCUAAGUUGAGUCUAGAAGACCUGAUGUGCCGGUUUAAAUUGGAUUCCACCAGUGAAUUUAGUGUUGAUAAGUUUUUAGAACAUGUGAAAAACUUCGAUAACGCAGGAAAUUCAUAUAUCCUGGUUGCUUCACCGUUUUAUUUCCCUGAAAAUGAAAGAGAUUUGUACGGGCUUGUCGUCCCUAAAUGGACUUUGACUAUAGACUUGGAUCAGGACCCGAAGCAAACAGGUCAUUUAUAUCAGAUUUUCCAAGAACUGAAUGACCGUUGCCAAACUGAGCGAGAUCGAUUUCUUAAAACACCUCAAGAUUCUAAACUAGAUUUGAAUUCCGACCACGCAGUCUGCUGGCUAGCUGCUCGGGGAUAUCGUGAGGACGAAAACUCUCUGUCGGAAGAAAAUCAUGGGAAAUGGAUCAAAUCACACGGAUCACGUGUAAGAGAACUUUUGAAUGAGGAUAUAAAAACCAGCGUGAAACCUAAUUGUCUCAAUGUUGUAGUUUUGUGGGACGAAGGGAACCAAGCGUUAGUACAAUCGUUACGAACAAUUUUGGAAGACUUGAUUUGUGUGAACGGAACUGAUAGCACAGUAAUAACGUUUGUCUGCGCAACACCUAAAGCUAGUUCAGAUAUUAGGAGCACAAUAAUAGUGCCAUUUCAAGAGGGUAAUUGGGACACCAUAUCCGAAGACCGGGUGUAUGUUGCACCUCCAUAUGUUCUGGCACGAUUUCUCUCGCUCAAACUACCAUCACCUUACCGACCAGAAGAUGAUUAUCAGGUACCCCAUAAGAAAUUUUUUCCGUACGGGGGCUCUCAAAUUAUUCCACAGAUUUUACCUCAACGACUGAGACAAAAUCUUUCGGGUUAUAUAAAAGUAAUGUACAUGAAGAAAAGAAGGAAACUUGAUGAACAAAAGCUAAACGAGGAACGUAGGAAUUUCUUUUCAGGUUCUGCAAUAACAAAUGAUGGCUUGCAUGGUAACAUUGCCAUACGGAGAACAAAAAUGGUUGAACUUGAAAAAAAUUUCAAGACACUUGCCUGCGACAAAAAGUCACAUGUCUCGCUCAUUUUUGUAAGAGUUGAUCGCGGGGCAGGAUCGACAACUAUGUGUUUACAAUUUCUUUAUGAGCAGCACAGAUUUUAUCCAUGUGCACAGUUAAUUGAAAUAAAAGAUGGCCUUGUAAGCCACAUCGAAGAAAUUAAUAAAAAAACUAGAUUACCACUUAUACUUUUUGUUGAUGAGAAUAUCGCACAUUUGCAAGAAUUCUUGGAGUUCAAGAAAGAAGUUGAGCGUCGAAAUGUAAACGUCAUAUUUAUUUUGAUCGAGCCUUCUGUGGUUAGCGAAUCUUUGCCCACACGUAAAGCGCGAACUAAAAGUGCUAGAGAUAGUUCCUUGUAUGGACCGAGUCCGUAUAAAGUAGUUCAGCUCCAACGGACCUUGGAUAAUGAUGAAAUGGAACAACUGGUAAAAGUGCUUACUGUGCUAGCAAAUAGAAAGAAAAACGAAUUGUUGAAAUGCGAAGACAAGGCCAGAAGAGAUGAAAAGAAGCCGCGAACAUUUGCUCAUUUCAGCUUACUUGCUUUCGGCAGUGAAUUCAAAGGUUUGAAACAAUAUGUGACAUUUAGGCUGACCCGGGCAGAUGAACGUGAACAAAGUAUACUCGCAUUUUUAUCACUCACUCACGUUUAUACAAACUAUUCCCUUCCUGCAAUUGCUCUUGUUCGUUUCCUUAACAAGAGUAAUGUAAUAUUAGAAGAAGAACUGGAAGACAAAUAUCUUCAAGAACUAUUGAGUCCACGCACAGAUGACAGUGAUUCUCGUCGAAUAUCAUUUUAUGAGGUAGCAAAGGAAAUUUUAGAACAGUUAAGUGCAACCUCAAGCGGUGCGAAGAGUGGGGGCGAUCCUUACUGGGACUAUAUUAAAUAUGUUUCUGUCAUAAUGGCUAAACAUGUGCUGAGUAAGUAUAUCACGACGAGGAAAAUUGAUCGAUUAACAAGAAAACUGUUUGUGACUAGUGAAUACGAAAGUGAAAAAUUUUCACAGCUUAUUCGAACUAUGAGAGACACAAGUCCUGGUACUGCACGAGAUACAUUGAAAGAGCUGGUGAAAGUCUUUGACGAGAAAGAGAGACAUUCUUCGAUUCGAGCUCAUUUACGAGCCCACUUAGCUAAGUAUCAUAUGAUAGAGUACAAUGAUUUCGUGGAAGCGAAGACGCUAAUCGAGGCUGCUAUUGACGAGCAGGAACAUGACUCCUUUCUACAUCAUAUCCAUGGCGAUAUUAUUCGCCUAUAUGUACUGGAUCUUGUGGGUAAAUUGAAAAAGAAAGAGGAUAUGGAAAACAUUUUAUCAUAUGCAGAGCAAAGCAGUAAAUGUUUCGAAUUUGUUCGGUCUAAAAGACCACACAUGAGCCAUGGAUACAUAUCUGAUGCAAUGGUGCGAAUUAAUGUUAUGCAAGCAUGCAUUAAACUGAUGGGAGGUAAAAAUGUCAGCUUCGUGGAUUAUCUAAUUGAAAGAAUCAAUGAAAUUAAGGAAAGUGAUGAUGAGGAUAUUUCACCAAAUUCACGAUACCUCUUGUCUCUGAUUCCUGACACGCAUGAGUACCUUGAUGAAAGAUGCAUAGACUUUGAGCAGAAAGAAAGAUGGAAGGAAAUAUUUCUAAGCUGCAUUGGCGACUUAACAAGUCUUACGCGGUUGUGUGAUAAAAUUAAACAGGAAAAAGAUUGUAGUUCGUUCAUUGGUUGUUCAACUUGGCUGCAUGAAAUACUUCUGCAAACCCAAAUUUUGUACAAUGCAUUGGAAAUUGAAAACAGGGUUCUAAGUCCUGAAAAGAUUGAAUCAAGAUUAAAGAAAAUGGAGGAAUAUGGUUCACAUUCAAAAUUUGGAGAUCGUUUUAUGAAAUUCUGGAUUCGAUAUUCGUGUCAGCGAUUGUCUGUGCCAAAUUUGCAGGAAGUAAAGAGGAGAGUGAACGAAUGGUCCAAUAAGAUGAAGAAGAGACGGGUAGCAUCGCCUCAAGCAGAAUUUUAUAAGUAAGUAUAUUUUUAAUAAUACCUCAACUUUAAAUUGUCCAAUCAAAGAGCAGCAUUUGUGCCACAUCACAUGACCUUGUGAUUUUGUCUUCUUCUUAAUCUCCUUUGCAGCCACUCUUUGUGUCGGGGUUUCUUUCCACGAGCAGCUGCUCACUCGAGCACAACAUUCCAUUCUCUUUGUCUUACGUUAGCCGAUCAGAUUUAGCGACAUAAAUAUCUAAAUAAAUUUAGCGACAUAAAUAUCUUAACAACUCCAAGGUCAUGUUUCCGAAAUUUAGAAGCAUUACUAUGAUUGGUUGUUUUCAGGAAAGGAAUGUUUUACUCGAGUGAGCAGCCGCUCGUGGGGAGAAACUCGACACAAAGAGCGGCUACGAGGGUGACUACCCAAUUCUAUGCAAUUCUUACGCAAUGCAUCAUGAGAUUUUAUAAUAUCCAGCGGCAGAUAUAGCCAUAAUGUUUUUCAUAUUCAUAAAAAUAUGAAAUAUUGUAUUUUGUCCAUUGUCCGAGAAAAAUUGAUAAAUGUCCGACCAAUUUUUAUCUUGGCCGGACAUUUGACAUUCCCAGCAAAAUAAUUAUUUGCAGGCCUGUUCUCCAGUGCUUGUUCGUUUUCGUUUAGAAACACUUUAUAUAAACACUUAACGUUUUUUGAAACACUUAUAAAAGUUUAUUUUGUUUUUAAAUGUAUUUUCCUGCGACAUUAAAAAUUCCAUAAUUUCACGGGCAUUACGGGGAAAUUGUGCCUCAAAACAAACGCUUUCUAUAUAAAAAUAGAAUUAUUCCAAAACGUAAAACAGUUAAUGCCCUAAUACGCAAUCUAUUGCCCCAUAUUUCGAAAUAACUGCAAGGCUACAAACAGCAAGGCUUGCCCCAACACCAGAAACAGUGAAUUUCCACCACUGAAUUUUGUAUUGAAUUCAUUAUAGUUUUGUCGUGCAUGUUUUAAUCGCGUUGAAAGACCCGUCCGAUCGUGAAAAGAUGGAUAAAGCAGAGAGGUUAACAAAACGUCAACAAUCUAAAAGGUACAAGAACAAAGAAGAUUUUGUUUUUCCUCUUGAGUGGCUACAUCCAAAACAAGGGCGUCAUAUUGAGUCAAUUGAUUGUCUACUCCACCAUGAUGACCUUAUCAAAGGCACAAAUAUCUCUUCUAUGUCUAACAAAAGAAUACCCAUUGAAGGUUCCCUCUUUGAAAAGAAUAUCACUCAAUGGGAAGGGACUAUUACAGCUGUUAGCAGUGAUUGGCAAGGUACUAUUACAUUUAAAGGGCGCCUGCCGGUUCGGUUUUCCCCUUUAAGCGCACAACCGUCGAUGCCAUCAUUGGGCGAUACGGUAAAGUUCUGCUUGUCGUUUGACGACUUUGGUCUUAGUGCUUGGCGAGUGGUACGCGAAGCAAGGACACAACCUAGUGCACUUUUUGACAUUGUUAGCAGAGACGAUGAUUCUUCGUCUGAGUAUAGCGAGCAAGAAGAUGUGGAAGAAGAAGACUUUCUUGUUGCUCCAUCACUUUGUUCUAUUUACAUCCAAGAGCCUGACAAAAAACACGGCUUGGAUGAGCAGAAAGAUCAGCAGCCGCAAGGUGGGGCAGUCUUAAAAAAACGCAGAAAAACUCACUGGGAUGAGUACAAUGGACAACGGAUGCAAGGUGUACUUUCCUUUACCAAUCCCGAUAUGGGUUUUGGGUUCAUAGAAAACGCAGACGUUGAGGAUAAACUUUUCUUUCACGCUUCGCAACUAAGGGAGCCAGUUACAAACCUCGAAGGAAAUAUUUACAAGGACAUGUUGUUGGAUUUCAAGGUUGAAAAGUUAACUGAACGAACUCGUGCUGCAGAUAUUCGUGUGUUGGAGGUACGAAAAUAUAAAACCUUUUGCCCUAAAAAUAUCGGACCUGGGCUGGGCGUAAGCCAACACAAUACAAUUCCUACUAAUGAAUUUACCUGUUCAAACGUAACAGGUAAAUUCUGAGAAGAAUAUAAAUAUGAAUAAAAUAUUUUUUGUGUUGGUGUAAUGUACUCAGGUGAAUAUGAUGCUUGGGAUGUUACUCUGAGUAACGUCGCAAAGGUCGUAGUUUCGAUUCCCAUCGUGAACAGGCAUAUUUUUCAAGCUUGUCCGGUGUGGAUAUACACUCAGAGUAGCAUCACAAGCAUGAAUAAAAUACUUCUAAACCGAAUAAAGCUAAACAAAACUAAAUAAAAGGAAAUAAAACUAUACUACAUUUAAAAUGAGAAAACUAAUAAUUGCCACCGGUUAUUUUACUACAAUCGUUUGCUUGUUUCUGGUAUUACUCAAUUUAUAUUUGCAUAUAUAAAUUAAUUAAACUAUAGAAUUCAAUAUAUAUAUGCUAUUUUUUGCCAUUCCAGGACAAAAAUCUUCGUGAUGGAAUGCUGGAGAAACUUCGAAUUCGAAAGUACGUAUUUUGCUUGUCAACAAGAUUCGUUGGCACUGCUUGUUACAAACAGCCUGUAUUCGUUUUGUACAACACAACUUGUUGACAAGUUCUUACAUUAUUAAUUAAAAAUGACACUCCUAUCUAGGAAAAAGCAGCUUUCGUGUUCAACAAACAUGCGUGCAAAUGAAGUUGAUACAAGACGCCAACAAGGCUCCGUCGUCAGGUUUGAUAAGGGAUUUGGUUUCAUCAAGCCAGACAACGACAAAUCUGGUAACGAUAUCUUCUUUAGUCGCAGACAUGUUAUCACAAGAGGACAGCUCCCUAAAGUUCGUGACCGUGUAGACUUCUGUGUGAGAAAAGGCUUCGACGGUCGUCCCGAAGCAAUAGACAUACUAGUACAGGUGAAUGUUUAUAUAAAAUUAUCCUUUUUAUGUCCUACUUAAUUAAAGACCAUAUUGCACGUGGGUAAAUAUCAAGAUUUUGGGCCGUAUUUUACUCCGCCUUCCUUCUCGUGGAACAUACCACAAAUGCAUGCAAGAAAGCCAGAAAGACAUUAAAAUGAAAAAUAUCAGAAAAUUGAUGUUCUGUAACAUCACAUCCCUCUUGCAGCACAAUAAUAUCGUGUGACAUAGCCCUUAAGACAUUGGCGUUGUGACGGGGGUCGCUUGGAGGGCUAUAGCCUCUAAAAAUAAAAAUGGGUGUUACACCCCGACCGCCACAAAAAAAAACCCCAAAAAACCGGUUAAGAUUCCAAAUUUUGAAGUUUAUAUAUAAAGAUUGGGAAAUUUAGGGAAAAUUCAGGGACAUGUAUUACUGUAUGGUUGGUCCAUGUUUAGCGUGCAGCCGUAAAGUAACCCAAUUCUUUUUAAAUAUCAAGUUAAUAUCAUUUAUGAUUUAUGUUCAAAUGACUGGCCAUAUUGUGAAUUUUUGCAAUUGUGUUUCUUUUAGAAUAAGUCCAUAUCAAGUAACAGAUGGGAUAAUUUUAUCGGCGCUGGUAUACAGGAAGGUUUCGUGAACAGCACAACAGAUGAUGGUGGAACAAUAAACAAUUCCAAAGUGACAGGACCAAAAAGCAAUUUACAUUUUAGCAAUAACGACAUUCUUAACAAACCAAAGCGAGUUGUUUAUGAAACUAAAGUGCAUUUUGAGGUUCGAAAAAGAGGAGGACGAUGUGUUGCUGUUAACAUUAACGUCAUUGAUACUCCCGAACAAACGGUAAGUUGUUGAAACAUUUUUAUUUUGAGUUCCUGACCCCACACCCUGACCCUAACACCUAACCCCUUAACCGCAACCAGUGAAAUUAACUGCAUGAUGAUAUACAUCAUAGAAAAUGAAUAAGAGACCCUGUUAGCUGAAUUGUCAAUUUGGCGUCGGUUUCUGGUCGUGGUUGCAAAUUAUUUAAAAUACACGCAUCAAUGAUAAGUACAAUCUUUGACAAUAUAGAUUGGGACAAUCUAGUUUUCACAUGCAUUUGGUUGUAAUAUACCAUUUCCUGAUACAUAUUUUCCACCCUCCCUCCCCCCACCCGUUUCAAUGUUGGCGCCGCGCAUCCAGACAUCAGAUUUUUGUUGGCCCAACAUUGAACUGGGGGAACGGGGGGCGCUAUUCCUUUCAAAUUAUAUGAAAUUACAGCAGCUGUCCCAUAGUUUCUGGCAAAGAUUGUAGAUAAAAGAUGAAAAUGCAUUUAUAGUUGAAAAACAAUUCAGUUGCUGAAUUAGGUGUGCAACCUGUUUAGAAGUUUAUCACGCGAGACGCACGCGUAUUUAUGGACGUUUUUGCGCACGAAACUACCGACGAGGGCAGGCAGCCGAGAAGCCCUGGGAACGAGGAUGGGUUUACAUGCAUUCACAGACGCUUAUUUUAGUCACCAGUCUUUUUGCAAAAUAUGUAUAGGUAUAUCCACCAAACACUUGUUUGGGAGUUGGAUAGCUUUUUAAUUAAGUUACUUGAAAACACCUCGGAAAAUGUUUUACUGUAAAAUACCGUAUGAUAACAUCGAAACGUGUAAACUUUUUAUUGAAACAAACGUCCCAAAUAAUAAUUCAAAUAAAAGUUGUACAUGUUUUUCUUAAAUUAUAGAUGCAAUCCGAACUCGGAGAAGCAAGCUUCCCUUCCAAUGACUUUUAAUACAUGCAGGUUUGUACGUAAGAUUAAUUCAGAUAUUCCAAUUUAGGAGAGUUCAUACAGUACGAAUUUCUGUCAAGACCGGGAGGGUCGGUUGAACACUGAUCUGAAGCCGUGUCUAGAGUUACGUCGAAACAAUAAUCAUGCUAACACACUUUUCGUUCGAAUUUACUGCAAAAGGAGGAUCGGAAACGUAUACUAAUAGUGUAAUAUACGCAUUUUUACCUUGAGGAACACACAGCACCAACUAGGGAUAUGUGGUGUCUUGGGGGACACAGUCCCCAGCCAGAGUUCAGGGUGUUCAGGGUUGGUGGGGUUAAAGCCCUUGGACUAAAUUUUAGGAUUUCUAGUCUUUAUUUUUUAGUUCAAAAUCCUUAGAUGAUUAGAUCAGUUGCGUUUAUUAGAUCAAUUGCGGUGACUUUCCGUUUUCUGAAAAUUACUGGUGCAAGCAGCUAGCAUGUGGGUUUUUUUCUGAACGCUUUUUGACGUAUUUGUCUUUUUAGGCAACCAAGCGAAAGCAAGUCUACCGGUGAAGAUACAAUCUCGUUCCCAGAGUAUGCCUGUUCGCGGGUUAUGUAGUGGCAUGACACUACAUAACCCGCGAACAGGCAUACUCUGGGAACGAGAUUGGUGAAGAUACCACAAUUUUGUAAUAUGUAAUAUACAUUUGUACAGGCCAGGGUAACAAUUUACCCAUAAGGCAAUAAAUUAAGGGAUUUUUAGUUGGACCAUUUGUUCAGAAAAUCAUUACGUAAUCAGAUAACUGGAAAAAAACGUGUUUGGUAAAGUAGUCCGGUUUAUUAAUACUGUAAUAGUGUAACUUUCGCCUCCUCUAGCAAGAACAGUUACAGUUAUUCAGUACAUAAAAUAAAGUUAGUUUGUGUAGUUUUUGUAUCUGCCACUUGUCAGGCUUGGCCAAAGGUUUCCUCAGCGUGGAUUGUAAAUAACCAUGUUAUUUUACAAUCCAUGGUUUGAGGUAUAUUGGUAUUUAGACCAUUUUGCUUUUGCAGUUUUGAGUUCAAUAUUUUAUUGCUAAAAUAUGUUGAAAUACUGGUAUACAGACACAGCCUGGCAUUUUAGGUACGCUGGUUUAUUGAGACAGUAUUAUCGAGUAUAAUGAUUCUGGUAACCCCCUGGCUAACAGGCUAAGACCUGACCACCUGAAUUGUAUAAAAUUUUAAUGAAUACAAAUGAGUACACUGUGGGAUACAUGAAGUAUUGGCAAUGUUGUUUCAAGAUGGCGGAAAGUUUAAAAAAUAUUUGUCUGCUCUUUUUGACUCGGAUAUUUUAAUACUUUCCAAACGGUGAAGCUUUUAGCAGUAUUAAUGAAGAGUAAAAGAAAAUAUGUCCAAGCAUCUAAGAGGUACACUUUAUGUUUUUGUUCAUAAUGAAACAAAUAUUAAAACAAUGGUAUAAAGUAGUUUUAUAUAUAAAAUACUUUCGUUUUCGAUAUGCUAUAAAAACAAAUAGUUCAAAGGGCUGGAAUCAGUGGGAACUUGGCUGAUUUUGUUCAUUCUUUAUAUUUGUAUAAAAGUAUAGACAGCACAGAGAUAUUUAUAAUUUAUACACUAUAAAUACAAAAAUGUGCACACUCAAACAUCAAAAUUAUGAAAACAUUUAAUAUAUAAUAUCAAUAAUGUAUAAAACAGUAAACGCUGUGGAUACAGGUCUGAAAGUAUGAAACCAGAUCCUAAUGUGUAAUAUUGUGUCAGCUGCAGCAUGCAUACAUACAACAUUUAUGUUGUUUUAGGCUAUACAAUAAUUUGAUCCUAUCUAUAAGAGCGUCUGUGAGGGAGACUAUAAAUGUGCAAGCCGAGGGGUCUGACACGGCUGAAAUCUCGUACACUCGACUCGGAAAUCAACUGAAAUCAAACCCGAAAUCACGAGAGAUAUAAUAUUAGUCAAUUUUGAAAUCAGAAAUCACUAAAACUUCAUAUUAUUGAGCCCACAGUCUUAUAUGACAGCGGUAACUCAGAGAAAUCAGGUUAGAAAUCACGUUAGAAAUCAAGAAAUGGCAUUAUAAAUCAACAGAAAUCCGUUUAGAAACCAACAGAAAUCAGAUUAGAAAUCAAGAAAUCACGUUUGAAAUCGUGUGAUUUCGAAAUCUCGUAAGCUUCAUGUGGCUGUGUCGGACCCCUCGGUGCAAGCAAUUACAAGUUGGAUGCUCAACCACUUGUCAACCAAGCAUUUGCUUGGAAUGUAGUGAAAUUUACGUAGUGCCAUUUUAUCGUGUUUGACCCAUUGACUCAGGGGCGGCGGAACAGGGGGGGGGCUAGGGGGGCUAAAGCCCCCCAGAAGUAAAAGUGGGGGGGCUUAGCCCCCCCAGAAAAUUUGAAUUUUUGGAAAAAAUUUUGAUAAUUACGGAAAAAUUUAGGUUAUUUUUUGAAAAUUUAGGUAUGAGG
This is a messenger RNA of Paramuricea clavata, 32573 nucleotides long. The record is from the annotation of a GenBank genome assembly. NCBI's taxonomy places the organism in Eukaryota, Metazoa, Cnidaria, Anthozoa, Malacalcyonacea, Plexauridae.